GAUGAACACACUCAACAACAUCAAGAACUUCUGGUUGACGUUGAACGGACCCUGAAAGAUGUGCUCGAAAGAGAGGAUGUCGACAGAAACCAGCAGAUCACAAUCGAGGACAAUGGUCCCAAGCACAUCAGUUUGGGCACUUUUGCUUCUGCAGGUUACCGUACCACCGAGAUCCGUGGAAACUACAUGAUCAGCAAUCUCCUACAAGAGUUGACCCUGGCACAAGAUCUAGGCAAGAAAGUCGUCAAGAUCCACCGUUCUCGUCUCAGUGAGAAUCCCGUAGACCGACUUUCGCGCCGUAUCAGAGACGAGUUCUGGAACAACUUGACACGAACCCUUGACGCUGCCACCAUCGAAAAAGCCGGGCGGGAUCCCAAAGAUUGGACGUCCGACCCACGGCCUCGCAUCUAUAUCCCUCGUGGUGUUCCUGAGCAACAUGAUUAUUACACUCAAGUGGCCAAGGAUCGUCCUGAAUUGAGACUGGAUGUUCGCUGGCUACCAGAAGGUCCAAUGACAGCGCAAUAUGUUCGAAGCUUGAACAACGCGCCUGGCAUCCUGGCUCUGGCCAUGAAGAAAUCGACCGACAAGAAUAGGCAAGAAACACUCAAAGGAGAACCUUUUAUUGUGCCUGGAGGGAGGUUCAACGAGUUGUAUGGCUGGGACAGUUACAUGGAGUCGAUUGGGUUGCUCGAGAACGGUAAGGUAGACAUGGCCAGAUCCAUGGUCGUCAACUUCACCUUUUGCAUCCAGCACUACGGCAAGAUCUUGAAUGCCAACCGGUCGUACUACCUCACUCGGUCACAGCCUCCCUUCUUGACCGACAUGGCCCUCAAGGUCUACGAGAAGAUCAAGCACGAGCCUGGUGCUCUGGACUUUUUGCGGAUGGCCCUUUGCGCAGCUAUCAAGGAAUACUAUAGCGUCUGGAUGUCCGCACCUCGCUUGGAUCCUGUUUCAGGCCUAUCACGUUAUCGCCCAGACGGUGCGGGCGUGCCACCGGAGACCGAAGCUUCUCACUUUGUCCACAUCCUCACUCCAUAUGCUAAGAAGCACGGGAUGAGCUUUGAGAAAUUUGUUGAAGCAUACAAUGAGGAGCGUGUGAAUGAGCCUGAUUUGGAUGAGUACUUCCUGCAUGAUCGUGCGGUGCGAGAAUCGGGUCACGACACAUCUUAUCGCCUGGAAGGCUGUGCCGCCAAUCUGGCAACCAUUGAUUUGAACUCUUUGCUGUUCAAAUAUGAAGUCGACAUUUCCUACUGCAUCCAGAAGCACUUUAAGGGACGCUUAAAUAUACCUGAAGACUUCCAGACCGAUGAGAACCGCAAGUCAGGUUUCGAGAACUCGGCACCAUGGGAUCGUCGUGCCAAGUUGCGCAAGGCUCGCAUCGACAAGUAUAUGUGGAAUGAGGCCAAAGGUAUGUUCUUCGACUACGAUACCGUCAACAAGAAGCGCACCGACUACGAGACUGCUACCACUUUCUGGGCCAUGUGGGCAGGGCUUGCUACUCCGAAACAGGCUGCCGCUCUGGUUCUCAAUGCACUGCCCAAGUUUGACUGCUUUGGGGGUCUUGUGUCGGGAACGGAAGCAUCGCGCGGAGAGGUGGGACUCGAUCGCCCGAAUCGACAAUGGGACUAUCCGUUUGGCUGGGCACCUCAGCAAAUACUGGCGUGGGGUGGUUUUCUCAAGUAUGGGUACAUCGAAGAUGCACAGCGACUUGCGUAUAAAUGGUUGUACAUGGUCACGAAAGCGUUCGUCGACUUCAACGGGGUGGUGGUUGAAAAGUACAAUGUGACGCGGGAGCUUGAUCCGCACAAAGUCGAGGCAGAGUAUGGCAACCAAGGUUCCGACUUCAAAGGCGUUCCUCGCGAAGGCUUUGGUUGGGUCAACGCCAGCUACGUGUAUGGCUUGUCAUUCAUUCCCAUCCACAUGAAACGCGCUCUCGGCACACUUACGCCAUAUGACACAUUCGCGAGAGCCACCCAAAUCAACCUGUCCGCGGUCAACGAAUCAGCCGAUGACACCAUUCAAGAAGAAGGCUCUGACGAGUCCCGACCUGACUCGUCAGACGAGGCUGAUGCUGCAGUGAUUUCCGACAACAACGCAUCGGACAACAAGGAGUGA
Messenger RNA from Exophiala viscosa, 2115 nucleotides. RefSeq names its product neutral trehalase. NCBI's taxonomy places the organism in Eukaryota, Fungi, Ascomycota, Eurotiomycetes, Chaetothyriales, Herpotrichiellaceae. Gene Ontology annotation, molecular function: calcium ion binding; alpha,alpha-trehalase activity. The record is from RefSeq and is a predicted model, not a curated record. Gene Ontology annotation, cellular component: cytoplasm. Gene Ontology annotation, biological process: trehalose catabolic process. The annotation marks the transcript as partial. The transcript has 3 exons.